CGUAGCCGCCUCGCUUUCUCCUCUUCCGCCCCACCCCGGUGAGGCGCUGAUCCAUCGCCUCGGACAGCGGCUCCAGAACCUCCGCGUUGCAGAAACACAGUAGCGAGAACUAUUCGGUGGGGCCGAAGAUGGUGUCGCUGAAGGUGCCAAAGCGCCUCGCCGCAAGCGUUCUCAAGUGUGGGAAAGGCAAAGUGUGGCUUGACCCCAAUGAAGUUAGUGAGAUCUCCAUGGCGAACUCCCGCCAUAACAUCCGGAAGUUGGUUAAGGAUGGGUUUAUCAUCAAGAAGCCUCAGAAAAUCCACUCUAGAUCUCGUGCAAGAAGGGCGCACGAGGCUAAGCAGAAGGGACGGCACUCAGGAUAUGGGAAGCGUAGAGGUACCAGGGAGGCUAGGCUCCCCACCAAGGUACUGUGGAUGAGGAGGAUGCGCGUGCUGAGGCGCCUGCUCCGCAAGUACCGCGAGGCCAAGAAGAUCGACAAGCACAUGUACCACGAUAUGUACAUGAAGGUCAAAGGUAACUCGUUCAAGAACAAGAGGGUGCUUAUGGAGAGCAUCCACAAGUCCAAGGCUGAGAAGGCCAGGGAGAAGACGCUCUCCGAUCAGUUCGAGGCCAGGCGCGCCAAGAGCAAGGCGAGUCGCGAGAGGAAGAAUGCUAGGAGGGAAGAGAGGCUGGCCCAGGGCCCAAGAGAAAUACCACCACCAGUCUCAGCCACAGCUCCCACUACCGGGGCACCGAAGAAAGCAAAGAAGUGAAGUAUUGCAACAAAGCUGCAGCUUUCUAGUCCAGUACUUCGUAAUUUUGGAGCGCCCUGAUCAAUUUUGCUGUUAUACAGCUUCGUGUCUUUUAUUUUCCAAAAGCUACCGUACCUGGAUUGUUAGAGAUGUUUACGCAGAGUUUCUUUGGAAGAGGAUCCGCUCAAAAAUGUUUAUUUGGAUCAGAUGGUCUCAGGAAAUGUGGUUAUGUUUUAUGGAAAUUUAUCCUGUUGCUAUUUGAUUGAU
Molecule: messenger RNA, 998 nt
Organism: Zea mays
Lineage: Eukaryota; Viridiplantae; Streptophyta; Magnoliopsida; Poales; Poaceae
Product: 60S ribosomal protein L19-3
Exons: 6
Coding region: 129-752 (207 amino acids)
Biological process (GO): translation
Cellular component (GO): cytosolic large ribosomal subunit; ribosome
Molecular function (GO): RNA binding; structural constituent of ribosome
Source: RefSeq, marked provisional